AUGUCGUUGUUUCGACUUGAUGGACAAGUUGCCGUGAUCACUGGAGCGACACUGGGCAUCGGGCUUGCUUAUGCGGAAGGAUUGGCUUCAGCUGGCAUCAAACAAUUGAUAUUAACCUACAGAUCGCAGCCUACACUAGAUGCGGCAGCGAAUCAAAUUAAACAAUUCAAUCCUGAUGUCGUCAUCAGUCUGAUUUACGUUGAUUUUCUUUCAAUGGAAGAAGACGAAAUCGUGGAAUUGGUCACUACACAAGCGUACAGCUGCUCAAUCACUGGCGCAAUUGACAUUUUGAUAAAUAAUGCCGGUAUAAAUGAGCGACACCCCGUGGAAUCGUUCCCCCAGGACAAAUUCGACAACGUCAUCAAGGUCGACUUGACCAUCCCCAUGAAAUUGACACGCUGCAUCGGCACCAAAAUGCUCGAGUUAGGCACCAAGGGCAAGAUUGUAAACACGGCGUCGGUGCUCAGUUUCCAAAGCGGUGUGUAUACUGCCGCUUACACUACUGCCAAAGGUGGGUUGAAGAACUUCACCCAGGCGGUUGCAAAUGAGUGGAGUGCGCGGGGUGUGCGUGUCAAUUGCUUGGCACCAGGGUACGUGGGUACAAAUAUGACAGGUACAAUGUCGGUGGAGAAUCGUGAGUUGAUGUCGCUGUUUUCAUUGGAAGGUCAAGUUGCUGUCGUUACAGGUGCAACUCUGGGUAUCGGAUUAGGAUACGCCGAAGGGCUUGCUUCUGCUGGUAUCAAGCAAUUAAUCUUAACCUAUAGAUCACAUUCUACACUUGAUGCCGCAAUAGGAGAGAUUAAAAAAUUCAAUGCCGAUGUAAAGAUUGAUUCGAUUCCGGUGGACUUUGUUGAAGAAAAAGAGGACGACAUUGUUGACAAGAUCUUUACUCAAGCGUAUAACCUUUCAGUCACUGGGGCCAUUGACAUAUUGAUCAACAAUGCUGGUAUAACUGAAAGGAGCCGAGUGGAGACAUUUCCUCAGGAUAAGUUUGACGCUGUGAUCAAAGUUGAUUUGAACAUUCCCGUUAAAUUAACUCAACGGUUUGGAGCAAAAAUGCUAGAGUUGGGAACAAAGGGGAAAAUUGUGGCUACUUCAUCACUACUCUCUUUUCAAGGUGGGUACGCGUCAUCUCCGUACGCUGUAGCUAAGGGUGGCAUCAAGCAAUUCACUCAGGCUGUGGCUAAUGAGUGGAGUGCCCGUGGGAUCCGAGUCAAUUGCAUUGCUCCGGGAUACGUUAGGACGAAAUUGACUGACAACAUGUCCCAAGAGAGCAAGGAUUUGGUUGAUAAGAGGAUUCCUAUGGGAAGAUGGGCAGACAGACUGGAUUUCAGAGGACCUAUUGUGUUUUUAUGUAGUGAUGCCUCGAGUUAUGUUACAGGUCUGACUUUGGUUGUUGAUGGCGGUUGGCUAGGACGUUAA
Molecule: messenger RNA, 1422 nt
Organism: Lodderomyces theae
Lineage: Eukaryota; Fungi; Ascomycota; Pichiomycetes; Serinales; Debaryomycetaceae
Exons: 2
Coding region: 1-1422 (473 amino acids)
Molecular function (GO): oxidoreductase activity, acting on the CH-OH group of donors, NAD or NADP as acceptor
Source: RefSeq, a predicted model, not a curated record